Clonostachys rhizophaga is the source of this 999-nucleotide messenger RNA. Lineage: Eukaryota; Fungi; Ascomycota; Sordariomycetes; Hypocreales; Bionectriaceae. The record is from the annotation of a GenBank genome assembly.
AUGGACGAACAACCCACUUGGGACUGGUCCUCGCUUCGAGAUAGGGCUACCGCAUGGACAUCAGGUACCGAUUCUGGUGCUGAAAGCGCGAACCAGACCGGACCAUCGGGUUCACAAAGCCAAUCCUCUCAACAGCCUCGCGAUAACCCCAAUGCGCGAAGAUAUGGCCCACGUUCAUGUCGCAUAUGUCUAGACACGGAACAGCCAAAGUUUCCAACGGAUACUACGACUACAUUUGGCAUCUCGCCAACUUCGUCUCGUCCAACAUAUGUCUCUGAUGACCCCGAGUUAGGAAGACUCCUUUCCCCUUGCAAGUGCAAGGGCUCGCAGAAGUAUGUUCACGAAGGAUGCCUCAAUGCCUGGCGAUUGGCAAAUCCAACCGCUACACGCAACUACUGGCAAUGCCCCACGUGCAAAUUUACGUACCGCAUGUCCCGUUUGCACUGGGCCGCGAUAUUGAGUAGCAGGGUGGCCCAGAUUGCCCUCACACUGUUCAUUCUGGUUGUGAGCAUCUUCAUUCUAGGAUUCAUUGCUGAUCCUCUUUUCGAUUUGUGGUAUGAUCCUUUUGGCACCCUCACGGACACUGUUGCCGGCGUCAUAAACGACAUCGAAGCUCGGAAUGAGCCGGCCUGGGAGCCGCCCGUCACUUGGGGCGAGCACUUUGCGAAGGGCUUCUUCUCGCUUGGUCUGGUGGGCUUCUUCAAGACCAUGUUCGCCAUGACACCAUGGCAAUGGUUUAACCUCCGCAAUACCGGAGUGUUGGGGGGCACGGGGCGACGUCAGGGCACAGGCCGAGGUCGAGUUGAGAACAUGAGUUGGUUUCUCAUUCUCGUCGGAGCCAUUACAUUCCUCAUGGGCAUUUGGAAAUUUGUGAAGCUGCUGAGUGCUCGAGUACUCAAAAAUUUCAGUGACAAGGUUCUUGAUAUUAAUAGUGAUGAUGACGAUGGUGAGGACGAGGAGCCCGUCGCCAAUGACCAUCAGGGGGGCAAGACAGAGUAA